Molecule: messenger RNA, 819 nt
Organism: Dujonia railenensis
Lineage: Eukaryota; Fungi; Ascomycota; Pichiomycetes; Serinales; Debaryomycetaceae
Source: the annotation of a GenBank genome assembly
AUGAUGCUUGCUAGAUCACACAUAACAAAAUCGUUUUUAAACAGACAACUGUUGUCCAGUUUGACUUCUGUUUCAAAAUUCUCUUCGACCAGUUCCGCAAGUGCCAAAAAGUCAGACAGCGAUAUCACUAGAAUCCCGAUCAAGCACUUGGGUGUAAUGGCACCAUACUAUAUCCCACCACCAAUCUUUUCUUCGCCAUUUUCACUGUGGCACAAAUUAGUAUUAAGAAGAUGGGGUCAAUUCUUUUACAACACCUAUUCCAUCUAUAAGUUCAAGAGUGACACUGGUAAGGCACCUAAAUUUGAAGCUUGGAAGGACUCGGCCAUUGCAAUUUUCAUAAAAACUAAUAAGGCCUUUGCUGAAAAGAAAACCCAAUUACUCAUGGAUGAAACAGUUGGUGUGCAAACGUUCAACUCUCUACAUGAAAGAUCUGAAACAAUUCCAAAACACACCAAGUUGGAGUGGGAAUUGGUCAAGAUUGAAGAAAAUCCUAAGGUUGUCUCUUUCAAUGCCCUUCCUGAUCCCAAUGGUGUCACUGGAAUGAUACAAUUUGUCAUGAAAUUAAGAUCUACUCAAAGGGUCACUGUUAAGACUGCUGGAGCUGAGCCUACAUCCACUGAAAGAACUUCCACCGACUACUUGGUGUAUAGCUUGGACCCUUACUCUGAUGAGAUGUGUUUGGUGGGAUCGCUCUUUGAAUGUGAUCAUUUAAGACCCAUUCAACCUGAUUUGGAAAGCGUUUCUAACUACAAGCAAAUGGUUGCAUUCCAAAAGGAGUGUGCUGAUAUCUUUAGGGAAAAGCCAAAGAGGAAUAACUGA